AUGGAGUCUUCCGCUCCAACGGCCACCAGCCCAGAUCAGCCUCUGACCCCGAAACCGCAUGUUGGUCGCAAGAUAUUAGCUGUAGAUACGCAGCCCUGCCGUAGUCGAGAGCAAACAUGCAGCGGGUCACCAUCUUCACCAACCAAUACUCCAUUCGCCCCUGCAGGUCCACGAGGCCAUACAGAGAGGCAAGAAAGGAGCCAGGAUAUUGAAAUGGGAAAGGAAGGGGGGAACAAGGAGACCGUCGUCAAAGAAAGGGACGCUGCAGAUCCGAGUCCGAACGUCCACCGCCUUGGGGCGUCUGACAAACAAUAA
Colletotrichum costaricense is the source of this 315-nucleotide messenger RNA. RefSeq lists its product as uncharacterized. Lineage: Eukaryota; Fungi; Ascomycota; Sordariomycetes; Glomerellales; Glomerellaceae. The transcript has a single exon. Bases 1 to 315 code for a protein of 104 amino acids. The record is from RefSeq and is a predicted model, not a curated record.